Molecule: messenger RNA, 1484 nt
Organism: Trichobilharzia szidati
Lineage: Eukaryota; Metazoa; Platyhelminthes; Trematoda; Strigeidida; Schistosomatidae
Source: the annotation of a GenBank genome assembly
UGAUGGCGUACCUGCCAUUGUCCUCAGGAACUGUGCUGAUAUUUUGUGUUACCCUCUUACUAAUAUUUUUAAUGCUUCCUUUUCCAGUAAUGUUCUACCUUCUGCAUGGAAAAACAUUAAAAUUGUCCCUAUACCAAAACAAUCUUCUGGUACCGAUAGUAAAUUUAGGCCUAUUGCAAUUACUUCUUCUUUUUUAAAAUUGAUGGAAAAACUACUUUUACUUCGUCUUAAACCUUCAUUGAAAGCUUUUAAUGACCCUAAGCAAUUUGCAUAUAAACAUGGUAGAAGUACCUUGGAUGCUGCGGUUGUCUUAUAUCAUAAUGUUGUUUCUUGUUUAGACAAAGGUGCCAAAUAUGUUCGUGGUGCUUUCCUAGACUACACAUCUGCGUUUGACUCUGUACCUAGGGGCCUUUUAUUAAAUAAGCUCUCCUUGACGCACACAGCAUCCUGGGCUAAGAGUUGGUUGCAUUCUUAUUUUUCUGAUAGAAUGCAGUAUACUGCAUAUAAUGGCAAAUCUUCUUCUGCUUUGCUUACAAAAGCCGGUGUUCCUCAAGGUGCCGUCCUCUCUCCCUUUCUUUUUUCUUUCUUCUUACAUGACCUGCCACAUUUAAACGAAACCAAUUUUGUCAAAUAUGCUGAUGAUCUGACUGUAUCACUGCCUAUCACUUCUGAGUCUGACUGCUCCAAACUUAAUAGCUUUCUGUUGGACAUCAGCAUGUGGUCUAAGUCGAAUGGUCUUAUGUUAAAUCCUUCCAAAUGUCAGGCAGUUAACUUUACCUUCAACCAUCGACGUGACAUACAUGAACUAGUUAGUUCCCAUGAUGCCUGUAGCAUAGAUGGUACAGAAAUUGAAACCAAAUCAAGCAUUAAAUACCUUGGAUUAGUUCUUUCCUCGGACCUUUCAUGGUCAUCUCACAUUUUAUUGGUCUCUAAGAAAAUGUUUCGUCUUACCUUCUACAUUAAAAAGUUAAGACAACAAGGUAUCAGCCAACCUUUAGUUCUGCGAUUUUUAAACUCCUGUAUUUUACCCAUUUUACUUUAUUGUUCUCCAUUAAUCUUCCCUGGGCUUCUUAAAAAAGACUAUGCCGUAUUACGAAGGGUAUUAAAUGCUGUGAGUAGGGCUUGUGGUUUGCCACUGCGUGAUCUCGCCAAUACCAUAGUCGAGAGACACGUAAAUUCCUGUAAAAAUUGGGCAAAGGCCGUACUGUCAGACCCUCUGCACCCUCUUUAUUCACAAUUAUCCCCUUGUAUCUCAUCAGGUAGAACGAGAAGUCAAUAUAAGAAAUUUUAUGCUCGUACCACUAAGUACAAAAAUUCUACAAUACCGUACUUAGCCCGUAUUUUAUGUGAUGAAGACACUGUUAGACGUGAAACAUAUAAGUUACUAUGUAAUUAGCAUAGUGAAUCGACCCUUUCAUUGUUCAUCUUUCUGUAAUUCUAUGGUGUCACCCUUUCUAUCGUUUAAUUAUAACUUUGCUAUUUUU